Molecule: messenger RNA, 1467 nt
Organism: Elgaria multicarinata webbii
Lineage: Eukaryota; Metazoa; Chordata; Lepidosauria; Squamata; Anguidae
Gene: BCKDHB
Product: branched chain keto acid dehydrogenase E1 subunit beta
Exons: 11
Coding region: 121-1089 (322 amino acids)
Biological process (GO): branched-chain amino acid catabolic process; response to nutrient
Molecular function (GO): catalytic activity
Source: RefSeq, a predicted model, not a curated record
ACGGCGGCGCCAAAAUCUCGGCUGCUGCGCCUCGCUACGGGGUCUCCCGUCCGCAGGCACGCGGCGCAUUUCGCUUUCCAGCCGGACCCAGAACCCACCCAGUAUGGCCAGACACAGAAAAUGAACCUUUUCCAGUCUAUAACAAGUGCCUUGGAUAAUGCGUUAUCCAGAGAUCCAACUGCAGUAAUAUUUGGUGAAGAUGUAUCCUUUGGUGGAGUCUUCAGGUGCACUGUUGGCUUGAGAGACAAAUAUGGUAAAGACAGAGUGUUCAAUACUCCUUUGUGUGAACAAGGAAUUGUAGGAUUUGGCAUUGGAGUUGCAGUCGCUGGUGCUACGGCAAUUGCGGAAAUCCAGUUUGCCGACUAUAUUUUCCCUGCCUUUGAUCAGAUUGUUAAUGAGGCAGCAAAGUAUCGGUAUCGCUCUGGAGAUCUCUUUAAUUGUGGAAGCCUCACAAUUAGGGCUCCUUGGGGUUGUGUGGGUCAUGGUGCAUUAUAUCACUCUCAGUGCCCGGAAGCCUUUUUUGCUCAUUGUCCAGGACUAAAGAUUGUUGUUCCAAGAGGUCCUGUUGAAGCUAAAGGACUGUUGCUAUCAUGCAUAGAAGAUAAAAAUCCUUGUAUAUUCUUUGAACCUAAAAUACUGUACAGAGCAGCAGUGGAGCAAGUCCCUGUGGAACCGUACUACAUUCCACUUUCUCAAGCAGAAGUGCUUCAGAAUGGAAGUGAUGUUACACUGGUGGCUUGGGGUACCCAGGUUCACGUUAUCAAAGAGGUAGCGCUUAUGGCUCAAGAAAAGCUUGGUGUGUCCUGUGAAGUAAUUGAUCUGAAAACAAUUCUGCCUUGGGAUGCAGAGACUGUAUGCAAGUCAGUGGCAAAGACUGGAAGAUUGCUGAUCAGUCAUGAAGCCCCUAUUACAGGAGGUUUUGCAUCUGAAAUUAGCUCCACAGUUCAGGAGGAGUGUUUCUUGAAUCUGGAGGCUCCUAUUUCAAGAAUAUGUGGUUAUGAUACUCCAUUUCCUCACAUCUUUGAGCCAUUCUAUAUCCCAGACAAAUGGAAAUGCUAUGAUGCACUUCGGAAAAUGAUUAAGUAUUAAUCAUGCAGGUGAGGGAGGUAAGAAGAACAAGAAGAAAUUGCAGUUGCCAUCAAUGGAGCUUUUAGCAUUAAACUGGGUUUUUUAUUUUUUAUAAAGAAGAACUAUGUGAGAUUAUUUUCUCAGAUUUAUUAUUCUGGAUAUUCAUUUCGGCUAUUCGUCAAAAGCUCAAAAUUUCUGCCAACUGUGGAAUCAAGAUUGGGUAGGUGAUUGCUGUACAAUAUUGACUGAUUUCCCCCUCCUUCACUGCACUUUUCAUGUUAAUGAGACUGCUAAAAUACUUUAACAGAUACAUUUAAGCCUUUGGUUGCACUCAAUAAACAUUCUGCAAUCAAGAGGACUUUGCUUUGCUUUUUUUUGUUGCCUUAAUUGAUAAAUGUA